Myiozetetes cayanensis is the source of this 1021-nucleotide messenger RNA. RefSeq names its product signaling lymphocytic activation molecule family member 1 (gene SLAMF1). The record is from RefSeq and is a predicted model, not a curated record. NCBI's taxonomy places the organism in Eukaryota, Metazoa, Chordata, Aves, Passeriformes, Tyrannidae. The transcript is spliced from 6 exons. Bases 38 to 1021 code for a protein of 327 amino acids.
CUCUGCCUCAGCCCUUCUCCCCACCCUCCUCCCAGGAAUGGACCACGGGGAGAGUGAGACAGUGCUGGGCACCCUGGGGAAGGCAACGAUCCUGAGGAUCCCUCCCAGGCUCCGCAACCUCACCCUGGACUUCAGGGAAGCCUUUUGGAAACGGGGGGGGCCUCACAAGAAGCAAGUCCUGGUCAAGUACUCGGGGGGCAAGCCCACCAACCACUUCCAGGGGCAGAUACUCUUCCACGAGUCCGACUUUUCCCUGGAAAUCCUCAACACCAGCCGGCAGGACGGGCAGAUUUACGAGUACAGCGUGAGCACAGGGCGGGAGGAGGAGGCGCAGCAGAUCCAGCUGAAGGUCUACGAGCCGGUGUCCCAUCCCAGCAUCCGCAUCGUCAGCAGGGAAGUCGCCAACGGGAGCUGCAGCAUCGCCCUCAACUGCACGGCGGAGAGAGGGGAUGACGUUUCCUACAGCUGGGGCAGCCAGGACAGCAGGACCUGGGGGCCCUGCUCUGGGAACAGCAGCUUCCUGCACCUCUCCUACCCCCCGUGGAACACGAGCUCCUCCUGCGUCUGCACCGCCACCAACCCCGUCAGCAGCCGGGCCGUCACCUUCCACCCCUCCGAGUGCAGCCACGAGCCGGGGGGCAGUGCCAGGCUGAGGUUGGAGCUCCUCGUGCUGCUGCUGGUGGUGCCCGUCGCAGUCGUCAUCGUCAUCCUCUUCCUGGGGGUCUUCAGGACCCCCCGUCCGGCCCUGCCCCGUGCUGACCAGGAGCCCACGCAGGACCGUGCCGAGCACACCAUCUACUCUCAGGUGCAGAGGGUGGAGAAGCCAAAAGAGCCCCGCACCGCCGACCCCCCCUCCUGCACCACCAUCUACGCUGCAGCCACUGGCCCCCCCGCGGCCCCUGGCAGAGCCCCCCACGCCCCUCCAGAGCCCCCCACCCUGCAGGGACACCCCCCCCUCUCCCAGAGCCCCCCCCAGGAGCCCACGACGGUUUAUGUUGGUGUGAUGAUGCCCAGGGCCUGA